This is a messenger RNA of Puccinia triticina, 591 nucleotides long. RefSeq lists its product as uncharacterized. Lineage: Eukaryota; Fungi; Basidiomycota; Pucciniomycetes; Pucciniales; Pucciniaceae. The record is from RefSeq and is a predicted model, not a curated record. The transcript has 4 exons. Bases 1 to 591 code for a protein of 196 amino acids.
AUGUCCAUCAGUCAAUUGGACCCCAGUUUACUCAGCUCACAGCCGUUGAACCAAUCCCCCGGGACACCAAACCUUGCAGACCUCUCUCUUGGAUCAGAAUUUUCCGGCAUCUCGAUGGGGCGCACACGCAGCGAAGCCGACCCCAAUAGAGCCAAUGAGAAACCCAAACGCACUCGAAGGACCAAGGCACAGAUGGCUGCCUAUUGGGCUGAUCUGGAGCGCAGCAAGAAGCUCACUGACGUCGAAAAGAUCACGGAGGGUGCAAAGCGAGGCCAUAAGGGUCGGUGUGGUCGAUCGUCUCAACGAGGCCGAGGCACCAAGGGAUCCCUACCACCGUCAACUGAUUACUCCUGCCCAGAAGGUACAACGAUCAUUCGAGGCACGUCGACCCGGCCACUGAUUUCUUACCAGGCCAACGAACCCGCCGUCGUUCUAGCCGACGUUCCCGAACUGGUAUCCGACCCUGGCCCAACCGAGCAAGCUUCGAAUUUAAAUGAAGAUGAAAAAUCUGAAAGUGAUCGCCAGUCAGAAAUGGAGGACGAUCGACUCUAUUGCAUCGAGGAUAACCGCCCUCGGAAAUACCCGUCGUAG